Molecule: messenger RNA, 975 nt
Organism: Didymodactylos carnosus
Lineage: Eukaryota; Metazoa; Rotifera; Eurotatoria; Philodinida; Philodinidae
Source: the annotation of a GenBank genome assembly
AUGAAAGGACUUGUUACGUUGGUUACUGGUGGCGCAUCUGGAUUAGGUUUCGCGUGUGCUCAACGUUUUCUGCGACAAGGUGCACGUGUUAUUAUCUGCGAUUUACCAACAUCAAAAGGUACAGAAGUUGUUCAGUCAUUAACCGAUAUUCAACAAUCAGUAGCAGCCAAAUCAAAUAUAAAUAAGUUAGAUAAUGAAGAUGGACUUAGUGACGAUUCUACAAAUAUUGAUACAACUCAAACGGGAAAUGUAAAUUUAGAAGAGCAGCAAAGAGCAUUAAGAGGUGAACGAAUAACAUCGAGCGUACCAGGAUCAUCAAUCUCGACACCAUCAUCUUCUAAGUCGUUAUUGACAGAACAAGCCAUGUUUUAUCCAAUUGAUGUUACAAAUGAAAAUGAAGUUCAACAAGUAUUUGAUCGUGUUAAACAAACUCAUGGUCGACUAGAUGCUGUUAUUAAUUGUGCUGGAAUUGCGUGUGCAUUUCGAACAUAUAAUAUUAAUAAAAGAUCAAUGCACGGUUUAGAUGAAUUUCAAAAAGUUAUGAAUGUUAAUGUUGUUGGAACAUUUAAUGUUUUGAGAUGGGCAUGUCAUUUGAUGGCUGAUAAUCAACCAAAUGAAAAUGGUCAACGUGGUGUGAUUAUUAAUACGGCAAGUGUGGCUGCAUACGACGGACAAAUUGGACAAGUAGCCUAUGCAGCAAGUAAAGGUGCUAUUGCAUCGAUGACAUUACCAUUGGCACGAGAUUUAUCGAAUAUGGGUGUCAGAGUUUGUGCUAUUGCACCCGGUGUAUUUAAUACCUCGAUGUUGAAAGGAUUACCAGAAAAAGUAAAAACACUAUUGGGUAAUAUGGUACCAUUUCCUACUCGUCUCGGCAAACCGGAUGAGUUUGCUCAGUUGGCGCAAUCGAUUAUCGAAAAUCCAUAUUUAAAUGGCGAAGUUAUUCGUUUAGAUGGUGCAUUGAGAAUGCCACCAUAA